AUGUCGACAUCAACGUUGCCAGUGCUCAACCUCUCGCCGCCCAGGAUACUCCUGCCCACGGCCAGGGUGACUAUGCCAGUCCAUAUGUCAGUUGGGGAGGAGCUGCUCCAACUUGUGCAAGAGUCCGAGACACAACCCGUUCUUGCCGCAGUACCGGUUUCUUCUGGCGAAAAUGUCAUCUUGCACGACUGGGGAUGCGCCGCGCGCAUCGUCAGGAUAGUGCGCCCACCCAGGCUGGUGAAUUCGAGUCGGCUGCGGCCGUAUUUAUUGACCCUGCAGGGUCUUUCACGCGUUCAUUUGCUCGGGAACAAGGUAACGCGUAACACACUGAACGCUCCCGUCGACCACGUUGUACAAUUUCCAGCGGAUGAGGGUGUGCCGACCGCCGAGGCAGCGUCGAUCUUCAAAUCUGCCGCUACUACCCUCUUGAGUCGUCUCACUAAAGAUGCCGCAGGCGAAGCCAGGCGCGAUCUAUACACCAAAUUUUCCGUCAUGGUCGAGGAGGUGUCCAAUCAGCGCACUCCUUGGAUGGCAGAUGUGCUUAUUGCCAGUCUAGACGCUGACUAUGCAGACAAGCUCGAUUUCCUGUCAGCUGUUGAGGCCAACGACAGACUCAAACGUGCCACAGCCAUCCUCGUCAAACAGACGUCCAUCACUGAAGUGAGUAAGAAGGUCGCGCAAUCCCUCGACGAGUCGCUCUCCCGGCAGCAGAAGGAGUUCUUCCUCCGCCAGCAGCUCGCUGCUAUUCAGCGCGAGCUCCGCAACCUUCAGCGCUCGUCUGCGAUCACACGCGGUAAACUCUCCGAUGGCACUGAUACAUCGAGCGGAAAGCUUGCGGAUACCGUAACGUCCGAGCUCGACGACGACGAGCAGGCGGAGGCGGACGACAUGGCGGGCAUCCGCACCAAGAUUGAGGCAAUGGCGCGGGAUAGUGAGGAGCGCAGGAUGGCUGUACGUGAGUGGCGGCGGCUCGGGCGCACGCCGGCAGCUAGCGCAGAGCACGGUGUGAUUCGCAACUACGUGCGUGCUACGGGGACGUAUAUGCAGCUAGAGUGGCUUACGGCAGUACCAUGGCCGGCAUCCGCUGUAUCUGCGGCCAUGAGUAACCCGCUCGUCGCGCUGCACGAUCGUGAAUUCCUGGUCAAGGCUCGGAGGCAGCUCGACUCCGACCAUUACGGGCUGGAAAAGAUUAAGAAGCGCUUGAUUGAGUAUCUUGCCGUCGUGCGCCUGAAGGAGCUGCAAGCAGAGAAGGAAACUCGGCUGCAAGCGGUCGAGGCUGAUAAAAGCGCGCAGGCCGCUGCUGAUGCCCCAUCGUCAAAGGCAGAUGGUCUGCCUGCCCAGAAUGACUCGAAAGCGCUUGUUUCGUAUUCGCAAGAGAAGGCUGUUGGGAUUCCAAAGCAACCACAGGUUCACAUACGGGCAACGAGGAAGACGGGCGUGAAGGGUCCUAUCUUACUCUUCGUCGGCCCUCCUGGCACGGGCAAAACGUCCCUCGGACAGUCCAUUGCGCGUGCCUUAAACAGGCCAUUUGAACGUAUAUCGCUGGGCGGUGUGCGUGAUGAGGCCGAGAUUAGAGGCCAUAGGCGAACGUAUGUCGCCAGUGGUCCGGGCAAUAUCGUGCAGGCGCUGCGUAAGGCGGGCAGGCCAGAUCCUGUCAUUCUUCUGGAUGAGGUGGAUAAGAUCGCGAGCAGUAAUUUCCACGGUGACCCUGCCGCUGCGUUACUUGAGGUACUCGACCCGGAGCAGAAUCACUCGUUCCGAGACCAUUAUAUCAACGUCCCGAUAGAUCUUAGUCAGAUUCUCUUCAUCUGCACCGCUAACACCCUCGAUACUAUCGCUGCACCCUUACUCGACCGGUGUGAGAUUGUACAUUUGUCAGGCUACACGUACGAUGAGAAAAUACACAUUGCCCGGAAAUUCCUUAUCCCCAAACAGCUCAAGGCGAACGGGUUGACUGCUGACCAUUUAACACUAACUGAACCCGCCCUCCUUCACAUUGCGACACGCUACACACGGGAAGCCGGCGUUCGCUCGCUAGAACGGGCAAUCGGGGCUGUCGUGAGGUACAAGACCGUGGAAUGGGCAGAGUAUUGCGAUAGCAUCGGCGCCGAACUCGAUUCUGCUGUCCCCAUCGACAAUGUAGCAGGCGAGGGCUAUAAGAAGGUGGUCGAGGAACACGAGCUGGAGCAGAUCCUCGGCAUUGCACGAUGGGACGAAGAGGAACGGGAGCGAGAGGAGAGACGAGGGCUUGUUUACGGCCUUGUCGUGACUGGUAUGGGCGAGGGCGGCAUCCUUCCCGUCGAGACCAGCGUUGUCCCUGGCAGCGGCAAGCUGAAAUUGACGGGCAGCUUGGGUGAUGUUAUCAAGGAGAGUGCAGAGCUGGCCCUGAGCUGGGUGAAGAGCCAUGCGUACGAACUGUACAUCACACAAACGCGUUCGCAGGACCCGCUGAAGAACCCUGACCCAGUCGACAUCCACCUGCACUUACCUUCGGGAGCGGUCAAGAAGGAUGGCCCGUCAGCAGGCAUAGCGAUGACAUGCGCUUUCGUGUCUUUACUCACUGGUGCAUGUGUCCCGAAUAAUAUUGCAAUGACGGGCGAGAUCACACUUCGCGGGCGAGUCGGGCCCGUUGGCGGCAUCAAGGAAAAGGUUCUCGGUGCGCACCGGGCACAGGUGACUAAAGUCAUUUUGCCGUGGGCGAACCGGAAGGACGUCGAGCACGACGUGCCGCUGGAGGUUCGCACCGAGAUGGAAUUCGUGUUCGUACGUACCCUUGAAGAUGUCUUGGAAGCUGCGUUUGGUAAGGGUGUCAUCGGAUGGAGAGGAAAUGUCAUGCUCGUGGAGAGUCGCUUAUGA
Messenger RNA from Postia placenta MAD-698-R-SB12, 2856 nucleotides. RefSeq lists its product as hypothetical. Gene Ontology annotation, biological process: protein targeting to peroxisome; protein processing; protein catabolic process. Lineage: Eukaryota; Fungi; Basidiomycota; Agaricomycetes; Polyporales; Adustoporiaceae. The record is from RefSeq and is a predicted model, not a curated record. The coding region runs from base 1 to 2856 and encodes 951 amino acids. The transcript has 9 exons. Gene Ontology annotation, cellular component: peroxisomal matrix. Gene Ontology annotation, molecular function: ATP hydrolysis activity; ATP binding; serine-type endopeptidase activity.